Drosophila montana is the source of this 1168-nucleotide messenger RNA. RefSeq names its product RAS oncogene family member RabX6 (gene RabX6). Gene Ontology annotation, biological process: vesicle-mediated transport. Gene Ontology annotation, cellular component: endosome. Gene Ontology annotation, molecular function: GTPase activity; GTP binding. NCBI's taxonomy places the organism in Eukaryota, Metazoa, Arthropoda, Insecta, Diptera, Drosophilidae. The coding region runs from base 96 to 731 and encodes 211 amino acids. The transcript is spliced from 2 exons. The record is from RefSeq and is a predicted model, not a curated record.
GGUUGUGUGUUGUUAUAUUUCUUUGUGUCUAGCAGGUGUGGGUGGUAAUUAAUUUAAUUAUAUUACUUAACAAAUCAAAACUGUGCUAGAGCGUCAUGGCAACGGUUCGCAUACCCAAGCAAAAGGUCAUACUUUGCGGUGACUAUGGUGUGGGCAAGAGCUCCUUGUUCCGACGCUUCACAAACAACACAUUUGUCACCGAAACAGACCGCAAAUCGACGCUGGGCCUGGAUCAUAUUGACCGCGAGUACAAUGUAGGCGAGAAACAAAUUAAGCUGCAACUGUGGGACACUGGCGGCAUGGAACGUGUGGCAUCUGUGACUUCGUCCUACUACAAAUUUGCAGAGGGUGCUAUUCUGGUAUUUGCCUUGGACAAUGCCGCAUCAUUUCAUUCGCUGUCGCAGCACCUGCUGGACAUUGUAACGUAUGCAGAGAAUGCUAAAAUCUUUAUAUGCGGCAAUAAGAGCGACCUCGAAGGCCGUGAGCCGGAAGUUAGCGAUGAGGAAGUCGAAGCAUUUUGUGAGCAGUGCCAUACGCUGAUAAGCGCUACCUACAAGACAUCCUGUCGCACGGGCAAGGGCAUCGAGGAAAUGUUUCAGGACAUCUCACGUCAGUUGGUGCAGGCCAAUCGAUCCAAAAUGGAGCUACAGGCACUCGAACAGCAGAGUUUUCAAAUAGACAAGACCAACGAGGCAGAGAUUAACGAGGAGCCCUCCUCAUGCAGCUGCUAGCAGUUGGGAAACAUUGAGUUUGGCUAAUUCGUUGGCGCUCUCAGCUGAACUCAAUGGAACGCAGCAAUGCAUUUGUCUAAUUUCCCUAAUUUAUUGAUACAAACACUUGUAUAACUUAUGAAUUUUCGAUUAUUUUAUUAUUUGUAAAUAUUCACUUCGAAUUUAAUGCUAAAACGUCCGAAUAUGUUAUAGUUAAUUUGAUAUAGUUAAUAUGUAUGCGCCCAGUCGCGAAAACCAACGAACAACGUUUUAUUUAAAUACAUUAACACUCAUAUGUAUGAAUAGGACAUAAGUCAUAGUUAAUUAAGCUUUGUAGAUGUGUAGGGCUUGUGCUAGCCGUUAGAGUUUAGCGUUUCUUCAAUAUACAUAUAAAUUAACUCGCGAUUGAAAUUAAUGAAACUAAUAAUAAAUAAACAAACAAUUAUCUCAACAAGGAA